This is a messenger RNA of Lindgomyces ingoldianus, 1833 nucleotides long. RefSeq lists its product as uncharacterized. NCBI's taxonomy places the organism in Eukaryota, Fungi, Ascomycota, Dothideomycetes, Pleosporales, Lindgomycetaceae. Gene Ontology annotation, biological process: regulation of DNA-templated transcription. The transcript is spliced from 2 exons. The record is from RefSeq and is a predicted model, not a curated record. The coding region runs from base 1 to 1833 and encodes 610 amino acids. Gene Ontology annotation, molecular function: DNA-binding transcription factor activity, RNA polymerase II-specific; zinc ion binding.
AUGAGCGACCUCUCCCAAACCAUGCUUCCCAACUCCAACCCGCACCCGCCGUCGUUGCCUUCGGCCUCGAUUGUCCAAGCGACUGACCUCAAGCGCAAGCGGAGUCCGUCGCAUGAGGCAAUUCAUCCCGCAUCCGCGCCCCUGCCCAAGCAGGCCAAGACUCACAACCACUUGCAGAUUAAUUACCUCGCCAGACACUGCGACAAUGACCUCCCACUAAUUACAAAUGACGACACCCUGCCCAACAUCCUCACGCUGCUGAGCGACUACCAGGGCGUGCUCGACCGCCAUGAGAGCAUGGCCUGCAACCUAGGUGCCCGCCCGCUUGGACCUAUUCUGAUCAAGCGCUUCGAGCGCCUGUUCGAUGGCCCGCCCCGGGUGCUGAAGAGCCAUGGCAAGGACGGCACCACGGUGACGUGGCUGGAUGUGGUCGAGUUUGCGCGCAAUAAGCCCGAGCAGUUCCAGCUUGGGCAGAUGAGCGAGGGUGUGCGCGUCUGCCAGUUCUACACCAAGCAGUGCAGGGUGCAGAUCUCGGAGGAGGAUUUCGUCCUCAUUUCCUCGGGCAUUCCGCAGAAGAUGAUCCCCCCUCAGCCAAUUAUCGAGGAUGAGGAGAAGGAGUUGGGGACGCUGGAGAUUUUGGAGAAGAAUUUGGGGCAGAUUUGUCAAUUGGCUGAUCAGGUUGCUGCGCGCACCCGACAGCUCAACCACCGCCUCAAAGGCAGAAAGCAGGCCAUCGUCGACAGGAGAGCAACUUCAAGUCCCGCUCCGCCAAAGCGCCCGGCGAGUCCUUCCAACGUUGCUCUCAUGAAUGGCGCGGCCGCUCAGGCAGCCAGCUCCAAUCUCGCAAACCUAACCCAAUCCUCACAGCCUUCCCCCAGCAGCUUUGUUGCUGUCAAUGCCCGGCCUCCCUCUGACCAAAAUAGCAAUGGGUCAUCCACAAACACUCGCCACGAAUUGAUGUCCAAAUUCCAUACUCUCAGCGACCGGCGGCAAUCUUCAGCACCCAUCAACGGCGCUGGCGAUGUUCGCCGUCCUUCCAUAGCCCCUAACACCCCCUCUCACCCUGCCACGCCCAUUGUAGGCCCCUCAAAGGUGCCACCAAAACCUGUGGAAGGAAAUCCACCACCCCUCUCCACAGCCAGACUUUCACACUACUCCGAGGCAGAAAUCCAACACAUGAUCAAUUCGCCCGUACCAAUCCCAAACACACCAUCUAGUCUACUGCCGGCAUCAAGUCAACGUGGAAACCAACCGCAAGAAAAAGACGACGGCGGCCCCUUCAAAAUCGAAAUGGUGCACCGAAUGGAGAGCCUAGCAAAAGGCGAGCGCAUCCUCCCGCCCUGUGACCGGUGUCGUCGAUUACACAUGGACUGUCUCAAAAAUCUAACCGCAUGCAUGGGCUGCACAAAGAAACAUGCAAAAUGCUCAUGGAAAGAGGUCCGCGAGCUCGAACUCCGUGGCGGCCCCGUCCACCACGGCGUCAUGUCCAGCGGCAUGGGCAGCGAAAGCGAGGAAUUCGAAAAUAGCGGCGGUCGUGAACGUGCAAGCACCGGAUCGCCCGGUGCGAGCACGAUUCUAAGUCCUCUGCAUAAAGGCAUGACGCCCACCGCGAAUAUGGGCGCGGGCGGAGGAGGUAAUCCUAUUGGCUUGCCUCCUGAGGUAAGGAUGCUACCGAAUCGAUCAUCCCCGCCGAAUAUAGAUCGGGAGAGAGAAAGGGACAGGGGAGUUGAAGCGCAGUUGCAGGAGGCGGCUAAGUCAGGUCUUGCACAUGCCAAUGCUAGACUCGGUAUAUCUGGGAAUAAGGGCACGGAGUACCAGACUAUGGUCGCUUGA